Molecule: messenger RNA, 537 nt
Organism: Pimephales promelas (fathead minnow)
Lineage: Eukaryota; Metazoa; Chordata; Actinopteri; Cypriniformes; Leuciscidae
Gene: s100a11
Product: S100 calcium binding protein A11
Cellular component (GO): perinuclear region of cytoplasm
Molecular function (GO): calcium-dependent protein binding; calcium ion binding; transition metal ion binding
Source: RefSeq, a predicted model, not a curated record
GAUUUUUGGUUUUCUGCUGAGUUUGCCGGUCAGAUGAAGAGAAUAUAAGGUGAAAGGUGGUCAUUUAAACACAACUCAAGACAGAACAUCACUCCUCACGCCAGCCACCGAAGCAUUCGACUCCUAAAUCAUGGAAUCUGCCAUUAACACGCUCGUCUCCCAGUUCAAGACUUAUGCUGGGAAAGAUGGCUCUGCAAAAACAUUGAGUAAGGAAGAGUUUCAGAGUUUGGUCACAUCCCAGUUACCUAACUUUGUAAAGAAUUCCUCUGACCCAGCCACCAUUGACCAGCUCAUGAGCUCAUUGGAUGCGAAUAACGACGGAGAGCUGACCUUCCUGGAGUUCUGGCAGCUUAUUGGAAAUGUGGCGAACCAACAUGGCGGCUUUUAGCCAAUGAAGAAACAUUCCGCAAUGCCAUUCAAUCACUUUAAUUUUACCUUGUGACUUCCUGAUGUAAUUAUAACACAGGCCGUGCUGUUGCACAGUUAAUGAUUCUCCAAGGUGACGGAAAAUAAAAGAAAGCUUUCUUUGAUUCUCAA